CAACAAUCCACUCUCUCUUCUCCUUCACACUCACUACCAUCCUCUUGCGGAUUACCAUGGAGGUACCGAAGGACUACGGUGGCGCGGGCCGCGCCAUCCAAGGACAGAUCUACACCCUCGGCGCUGUGGGGUAUAAGCCGAAGGUGCCCACCGACCCGCUGGCGCUCGCUUUCGCCGCGUCCACCAAGAUGACUCCCGAGGCGUACUGGUACGUCGCGGGCAGCGCGGGCAUGCAGCGCACCGCCGAAGCGAACGUGACGGCGUUUGAGCGCUACCAGAUCGUGCCGCACAUGCUGCGCGACGUGCGUGAGCGGUCCAUGGCCACCAAUGUGCUCGGCACACAGAUGCCCGCCCCAGUCAUGUUCGCCCCGAUCGGCGUGCUGGAAAUGGCACACGUUCAAGCCGAAGUAGCCGUGGCCAAGGCGGCCUCGUCCCUCGGCGUCCCAAUGGUCAUCUCAACGCAGGGCUCCCGACCAAUGGAGGAGACGGCCGCCAGCCUCGGCCCCGCACCGAUGUGGUACCAGCUGUACUGGAGCAACAAUAACGAGCUCAUGCGCUCGCUCGUUACGCGUGCCGAGAAGGCCGGUGCCCAGGCCAUUGUUGUCACACUUGACACGCACACCGUCGGCUGGCGCACGCGCGACCUCGAUCUCGGUUUUCUCCCCUUCGCCAAGGGCAUGGGUCUGGCUCAGUACUUCUCCGACCCCGUGUUCCUAGAGAUUGUCAAGAAGCGCGUCGAGAACCCCCCGCCCAGGGACCCCUCCCUCCCCGCCCCGCGGCCGACGCUCGCGGGCAUCAGCACCCUAUGGUCGCAGGCCUCGCACUUCCCGGGUAACACUCUAGCCAACUUGCUCUCCGGCUACCCCCGCGCUGCCGUCGACGCGUUCCUCGACGUCUUCCCGUGCUCCGGCAUCAAGUGGACGGACCUCGACCUCAUCAAGAGCGUCACCAAGCUCCCGAUCAUUCUCAAGGGCAUCCAAACCGCCAGCGACGCCGAGCUCGCCCUCCAGUACGGCGUGAGCGGCAUCGUCGUCUCCAACCACGGCGGCCGGCAAGUCGACGGCGCCAUCGCGUCAAUUGACGCGCUCGAGGUAGUUGCGCGCGAGCUCGAGGGGCGCAUUCCAAUCAUAUUCGACAGCGGCAUCCGCUCCGGUGCUGACGUAUUCAAAGCACUCGCGCUCGGCGCAAACGCUGUGUUUGUCGGCCGCCCCUGGCUGUACGGCUUGGCCAUUGACGGCGCGGACGGAGCCAAGGCGGUAAUGGAGCGGAUCAUCGCCGAGCUCGACCUUACCAUGGCGCUCGCGGGUGUGAAGACCCUUGCCGACAUCAAUCGCCAAUGCAUUCGGCGCACCGAGCCGGCGGGCGGCGCCAAGCUUUGAGGAACGGGUCGUGCAGGGACAUACGGGCGAAGAUAUGGGAUUCAGCAGAUGAAUGGAUGAUGAACAACGGGCGAGACACUCUCUUCUUUCGAGCUAGAACUAAUGUACGCUGGCUUAUAGCGACGCGCCGCGUGAGGUUUGAC
This is a messenger RNA of Cutaneotrichosporon oleaginosum, 1522 nucleotides long. RefSeq lists its product as uncharacterized. Lineage: Eukaryota; Fungi; Basidiomycota; Tremellomycetes; Trichosporonales; Trichosporonaceae. The record is from RefSeq and is a predicted model, not a curated record. Gene Ontology annotation, molecular function: FMN binding; oxidoreductase activity.